AUGCACCGACCAUGUCCCGGAGAUUCACCACCACCAAACUGUCUUCACGGCUGCUUCUCGUCGUCACCAUUCCACAGCGCCGCCACAUCCUCCGAGCAUCCACCAGAUUCAACCACCACCACCGUCACUUCCGCCACUCUCCGCCGCAAUUUCGCCCAAACCACCGUCUCCACCAUUUUCCCGGACACUCAAUUCGCCGACCCAAACUCACUCCCUACCCUUCAAGAAUCCUUCACCGAUUUCAUCCAAGCUUACCCCAAUUACUCCGACACUUACAAGAUCGACCGCAUCAGAUCCGACCACUACUUUCACUUGGGUCUAUCACAUUACACGUGUCUUGAUUACAUUGGGAUUGGUUUAUACUCUUACUCUCAGUUGCUUAACUACGACCCUUCCACUUACCAGAUCUCCUCUUCCUUGUCUGAAAGUCCCUUCUUCAGUGUUUCUCCCAAGAUCGGUAACCUCAAGGAGAAGCUUCUCCACGACGGAGGUCAAGAAACAGAGUUCGAGUACUCGAUGAAGAGAAGAAUCAUGAAUUUUCUCAAAAUCUCCGAGGAAGACUACUCGAUGGUCUUCACCGCAAACAGAACCUCUGCUUUCAGGCUCGUCGCCGAGUGUUACCCGUUUAACUCAAAACGGAAGCUUUUGUCGGUUUACGACUACGAGAGUGAAGCUGUGAAUGAAAUCAACAGAGUCUCAGAGAAACGUGGAGCCAAAGUAGCUGCAGCGGAAUUCUCAUGGCCAAGGCUGAGAAUCUGUUCUUCCAAGCUGAGAAAGAUGGUCACUGCAGGUAAAAGCGGAAGCAAGAAGAAGACGAAGGGUAUUUUUGUCUUUCCGCUUCAUUCUAGGGUUACAGGAUCUAGGUAUCCGUAUCUAUGGAUGAGUGUGGCGCAAGAAAAUGGAUGGCAUGUGAUGAUCGAUGCUUGUGGAUUGGGUCCUAAAGAUAUGGACAGCUUUGGUCUUUCGAUAUAUAACCCCGAUUUCAUGGUGUGUUCGUUCUACAAGGUGUUUGGAGAAAACCCUUCCGGAUUCGGCUGCUUGUUCGUUAAGAAAUCUACCAUUCCUAUUCUUGAAUCCUCUACUGGUUCAGGUAUGGUUAACCUCGUACCUACUGACGAUCCAAUUUCAUUACACGCGUUGGAAAUCAAAUCGGAUGAAACAGAUAGCUCUAGUUCUCGAAUCGAAUAUAGAGGCCUAGAUCAUGUGGAUUCCCUUGGAUUGGUAGCAACAGGGAACAGAUCAAGAUGUUUGAUUAAUUGGUUGGUAAGUGCUCUAUACAAACUCAAGCAUUCUACAAGUAGUGGCCUCGUUAAAAUCUACGGUCCAAAAGUUAAUUUCAAUCGAGGACCGGCAAUUGCGUUCAAUCUAUUCAACCAAAAGGGAGAGAGAAUCGAACCAUUCAUCGUGCAGAAGCUAGCAGAUUGCAGCAACAUCUCGCUCGGACAAGGUUUCUUGAAGAAAAUCUCGUUCGAAGAGGAGCACGAAGGGGUGAAAGAUAGAGUUCUUGAGAAGAGAAAGAACAGAGAUGACGAACCGGGGAUCUCUGUUCUCACUGCUGCGUUAGGGUUUCUUGCGAACUUCGAAGAUGUUUAUAAGCUUUGGAUUUUCGUUGCUCGGUUUUUGGAUUCAGAGUUUGUGGAGAAAGAGAGUGUGAGAUGUGGAAUUCAUGUUUUUGAACACAAGAGCCGUGAAGUAGUCUAG
Molecule: messenger RNA, 1701 nt
Organism: Arabis nemorensis
Lineage: Eukaryota; Viridiplantae; Streptophyta; Magnoliopsida; Brassicales; Brassicaceae
Source: the annotation of a GenBank genome assembly